AUGUUCGACGACGGCGUUCGGCAUUCGGUGACCGGCGGUGGGCGGCUGAAGUCCAAAAUUCGACGUUCGGCAUCUGGCGCCAAGUCCAGUGACUGGUGGCGAGCGGCCAAAGUCCGGAGUUCGACACUGGAGUCCAACGACCGGCAACCGAUGUCCAACAUCCGGAGUUCAACGUCGACGUCCGACAUUCGGAGUUUGGCGACAAGAGGCCAACAACGAGUGGCUAGUGGCCCGAGUCCGGCGACGGGUGGUGGGCGGCCGACAUUUGGCGGCCGGUGGCAUGAGUCCCAGCUUGUAAAAGAAGUUCUCAGACGGGUCAGGCAGGUGUUGAAGAAGGAUGACCAAGUUGUAACCGAUAAACUAGUUGGAACUGAUCUUCAUGUUCAAGAGGUGAUGAGAAAGCUUGGUGUUGUCUACAAUGAUGGACGAGCAAUCGAAGUUUGUGGACAAGACCUACGUGCCGUUGGAAUAUGCGGAAUGCCAGGUGUCAGAAAGACUGCCCUUGCAAAGGUUAUCUUCAACAAAAUGCAUAUGUUGUUUGAUGAAUAUAGCUUCCUUUAA
Eucalyptus grandis is the source of this 561-nucleotide messenger RNA. RefSeq lists its product as uncharacterized. The transcript has 2 exons. NCBI's taxonomy places the organism in Eukaryota, Viridiplantae, Streptophyta, Magnoliopsida, Myrtales, Myrtaceae. The coding region runs from base 1 to 561 and encodes 186 amino acids. The record is from RefSeq and is a predicted model, not a curated record.